Lactuca saligna is the source of this 1630-nucleotide messenger RNA. NCBI's taxonomy places the organism in Eukaryota, Viridiplantae, Streptophyta, Magnoliopsida, Asterales, Asteraceae. The record is from the annotation of a GenBank genome assembly.
AUGCAUAUUGCUUCGCACGCCAUGCCUGAUGAAUCAGGACAAAUGGCACAUAGAAUAUUAAGAGAUGUUGAAGCUGAUGGCUGGGAACGCUCUGACUUCCCAAUCAUAUGUGAAUCAUGCCUAGGUGACAAUCCUUACAUUCGAAUGACAAAAGCAAAUUAUGAUAAGGAAUGCAAAAUCUGCACAAGACCCUUCACAGUCUUCAGAUGGAGACCUGAUCUUGAAUACGGUUUGCCAGUUCAAGUUCGUGAUACUGCAUUAAGUAUCAACUCAAAUGAUUCAAUUCCAAAGAGUGAUGUAAAUAGGGACUACUUUGCAGAAGAACAUGAUCUUAGGGCUAGAGCGGGUUUGGAUUAUGAGUCUUCAUAUGGGAAGGAAAGGCCAAAUGAUACUAUUUUGAAACUUCAAAGGACAACACCAUAUUAUAAGAGAAACCGAGCACAUAUUUGCAGUUUCUUUAUUCGGGGUGAAUGUACAAGAGGUGCUGAAUGCCCUUACAGACAUGAGAUGCCUGAAACUGGCGAGUUAUCUCAGCAGAAUAUCAAAGACCGUUACUACGGAGUUAAUGAUCCGGUUGCAUUAAAACUACUAAACAAAGCCGGUGAAAUGCCGUCACUCGAACCCCCAGAAGACGAAAGCAUUCGAACACUAUACAUAGGCGGCCUUGAUGCAAGAGUCACCGAGCAAGACCUCCGGGACAAUUUCUACACACACGGUGAAAUUGAAUCCGUCAAAAUUAUCCCGCAACGCGCAUGCGCGUUUAUCACGUACACCACACGCGAAGGAGCAGAAAAUGCGGCCAAUGAACUUUCAAACAAACUUGUCAUCAAAGGCCUCCGGUUAAAACUCAUGUGGGGCCGACCACAAGCACCGAAACUAGAUGGUGGUGAAGCGGGCCCCAAUGAAGUCGGCAUGUGGAUCAUGCCGGGCUGGUACCCCGUGCGGUUGUAUCGCAGAUACAACCGCCCGGUCAGGACAACCAAAUGCCACCGCCGCAGAUGCAUUAUUUCGGACCAUCAUGGACGGGCGUUUUACCCGCCCAUGGAUCCUCAGAGGAUGGGGGCGGUGAUUCGGAGUCAAGAUGGUAGUGGGGGUAGUGGGUCGGGUGAAAACGUAAGUCAUGCUUCAAGUGGUGGUGGUCCACAGUAUGCUGCAUACCCGCCACCACCGCCUCCUCCUCAAGGUGGUGGUGGUGGACGAUAUUAUCAGCAGUAUUAUCCACCACCACCGGUUCCGGGACCAUAUCAACAAUACCCUCCACAGUCUCUUCCGUCCGCAAUGCCACCGCCAGGACAAGGUGGUGCUCCGGCGGCAUCAGGAGGGCCGCCUCCACAACAAUGAAGGCAAAAACUUUUGGUCUUAGCUGUUUCAUGAAAACAUGAAGGGAUUAUACACAUCUUUGUAAUGUUUGUAUCUCAGACUGUUGGAUAUAGAAGAGAUGUUUGUUUUUUAUUUUCUUUUUGAAGUUUUUAAAAGUUUUUACUGCAUGCUGCUUUUGAAUAUUCUCGAAACAAACAUUUUUUUAUUCUUUCUUUUUAGAGCAGUUAACCAUCAACCUCUUGACUCACAUUUCCAUUCAAUCUAAUGAUGUUUGGUCAUAAGCCUUUUGGUGUUAACUGUAUUAUGUAAG